UAACAUUAUAUUUUUUAUAAAAAAAAAAUGAGAUUAAAUAUUACCGAUUAAGACUUAGGGAGUGAUACCAAAUUGGCCAAAAUUGAAGGGGUUAUCAUGAAAUUUGCCCAAAGAAAACUCCAACCCAAAAAAGAUGACUAGUAAGAGUUGGCUAUUACGGGUCAGCCGUCAACGCAGUGACAAACACUCCAGUCACAUGCUAACCGAAACCCACCAAAUGAAUUCUUCCCCAAACCACACGCUCGCAAGAGUUGAUUAUCUAGCUUGAUUCCUGAAUCUUGAGGCUUCGGACAGAACCAGCAAGCCAUGGUUCUCCUCUUCUUCUUCCUAUCCUCCUUUGUUUUUCUUUUCGUCUCAAUCCCUGCACCAUCUUCAGCUCAGCACCAACUCAACAUAUCUUCCUUCUCCCUCUCCGACUCCCCAUGGAGACCUACCCAAAACCAAACCCUUCUAUCCCCAAACUUCAUCUUCGCCGCCGGCUUCCGCCCGGUACCCACUGACCGGAACCUCUACCUCUUCUCAAUUUGGUACCGCAACCUCUCAACCGCCGUUUGGUCCGCCAACGCCCGUUCUCCGGUCAGCCGCUCCGCUUCUUUGCGCAUUACCGCCGCCGGCGAACUACGCCUCGACGACUCCUCCGGACGGAACUUAUGGCCGCGUGGAGCCGUCGGCAACCCAAACUCCUCCCGCCUCAUCCUAGGCAACGACGGCAGCUUGGUUUAUGCAAAUUGGGCGAGUUUUCACAAUCCCACCGACACCAUUCUUCCCACUCAAACCAUAAAUGGCACCGAAUUAGUCUCGAAUAAUCGAAAUUUUGCACUUGACAACUCCAGCCAACUUGUUUUCAAUUUUUCUGAUAGUUACUGGAGUGCCAAUCAUGCGAUGCAGAAGCUGGAUUCCGAUGGUAAAAUAGUCCUAGAAAAUGGAGAUAUGCUCCUCUCUGCAGAUUUUGGUGCUCCCCGUUUGCGGAGAUUGACGCUUGACGACGAUGGGAAUCUCAGAAUUUACAGCUUGGAUCCGAGUUCAGGUCAAUGGACCGUUGCUUGGCGAGCGAUACAAGAUUCUUGCAGGAUUUACGGCUCUUGCAGCCCUAAUUAUAUAUGCAUAAGCGAUGGGUUUAAUUCUUCUUCUUGCGUCUGUCCACCGGGGUUUCGGAAAAUCGGCGCCGGAGAAAGAGAGUCGUGCCAGAGGAAAAUUCCUUUUCCGACGAGACGGACGAACAGCAAAUUUCUCCGGCUGGAUUACGUUAACUACUCCGGCGGAUCGAACUACACGAAUGAGAAAGUUUGGAAUUAUGCAGAAUGUGAAUCCAAAUGCUUGGAUAACCCGAAUUGUCUCGGGUUCGUAUUCAAGUAUGACGGGUCCGGGUACUGCGUCCCUCGGCUCCAACAACUGCUAUACGGGUACUGGUCUCCAGGGACCGAGGCCGCCAUGUUUCUCCGGGUGGAUAGAUCCGAAUUAGACGUGUCCAACUUCACGGGUAUGACGGACUUACUCGAAACCACAUGUCCGGUCCGAAUAAGCCUUCCUCUCCCGCCCGAAGAAGGCAAGACAAGGACCCGAAACAUAGCCAUUAUAUGCACUCUGUUCGUUGCUGAACUCAUUUGCGGGGGUCUUUUCUUACGGGCCUUUCUGAAGAAGUACGUGAAGUAUAGGAACAUGGCUCGGACCUUGGGACUGGAGCUCCUACCCGCUGGCGGACCCAAACGGUUUACUUAUUCGGAGCUUAAAGCCGCAACAAAUAAUUUUUCGAAUCCGGUCGGGCGAGGCGGGUUUGGAGAUGUGUAUAAGGGCGAGCUCACCGAUCACCGUGUUGUCGCCGUCAAGUGCCUGAAAGACGUUUCCGGAGGCGACAACGAGUUUUGGGCGGAGGUGACCAUUAUAGCCCGGAUGCACCACCUCAAUUUGGUCCGCUUGUGGGGCUUCUGCGCCGAAGUAGGUCGAAGGAUCCUAGUGUACGAGUAUGUCCCCAACGGUUCUCUGGACAAGUUUCUUUUUCCUAGGGGCCGGGUCGGGUUUUCAGAUCGGGAAGGAACGAAUACGGGGCAAAAGCCGAUGCUGGAUUGGAGCAUCCGUUAUCGAAUUGCGCUGGGCGUGGCGAGGGCAAUUGCGUACUUGCACGAGGAGUGCAUGGACUGGGUCUUGCACUGCGACAUCAAGCCCGAGAACAUACUCCUGGGCGAUGAUUUUUGCCCAAAGGUGUCGGAUUUCGGGUUAGCGAAGCUGAGGAAGAAGGAAGAUAUGGUGAGCAUGUCCCGGAUCCGGGGGACCCGCGGGUACGUGGCGCCGGAAUGGUUGAAGUCGGAUCAUAUAACGUCGAAGGCUGACGUGUACAGUGUUGGGAUGGUGUUGCUGGAGAUUGUGAGCGGGUGUAGGAAUUAUGAGAUGCAGGGGUCGUUGAUGGACAGCGAGGAUUGGUAUUUUCCGAGAUGGGCGUUUGAUAAGGUGUUUAUUGAGAUGAAGGUGGAGGAGAUUUUGGACCAUCAGAUCAAGCAUGCUUACGAUGAUCGCCUGCACUUCGACAUGGUCAAUCGAAUGGUGAAGACGGCCAUAUGGUGCCUCCAGGAUCGACCGGAGAUGAGGCCGUCGAUGGGGAAGGUGGCCAAAAUGCUGGAAGGGACGGUGGAGAUCACAGAGCCGCAAAAGCCCACCAUUUUUUUCUUACAAGAAGAGGGACCACAAGUCCCAAUUCCUAAUUCAAGUCUGGUUCCUUCUCCUGUCUCUACUAUUAAUUAAGCAUUCUUUUUUAAAAUAAAAAUAAAAAUAAAAAUAAUAUUGUACUCGGCAUCUAUUUUUUAAUAUAUUAACUGAUAGUUUUAUCUUUUAA
This is a messenger RNA of Malania oleifera, 2827 nucleotides long. Its product is annotated as G-type lectin S-receptor-like serine/threonine-protein kinase At1g34300. Gene Ontology annotation, biological process: protein phosphorylation; recognition of pollen. Gene Ontology annotation, molecular function: protein serine/threonine kinase activity; ATP binding. The transcript has a single exon. NCBI's taxonomy places the organism in Eukaryota, Viridiplantae, Streptophyta, Magnoliopsida, Santalales, Ximeniaceae. Bases 307 to 2736 code for a protein of 809 amino acids. The record is from RefSeq and is a predicted model, not a curated record.